Myiozetetes cayanensis is the source of this 7485-nucleotide messenger RNA. Its product is annotated as macrophage mannose receptor 1-like. The coding region runs from base 1636 to 5961 and encodes 1441 amino acids. The record is from RefSeq and is a predicted model, not a curated record. Lineage: Eukaryota; Metazoa; Chordata; Aves; Passeriformes; Tyrannidae. Gene Ontology annotation, molecular function: signaling receptor activity. The transcript is spliced from 30 exons.
UCUUAACAGAUUGUCAAUACCAGUCCUUCACCAAACACUGAUCUUACUUCAGAACAGGAAUAGUUUCUUUUUCCCUGUUGCAGUUGUGAUUAUUGCCACCCAGGAGCUUUGGAGAUCCUUACAUGUUGUAUGCAGCAGAACCACAAGACACAUUUCUCCCAUCUAAAUAAUGAAUCUGAGUAUUUUUUUCCAUCUGCACAUCUGGAGCUCCUGGAGAAGAAAGCAAGGAAAGUUGGAAAAUCGAGGUUGUAGAGCACUCUUAUGUUGGGGAGUACCAGAAUACUUGACUUCAGACUCAGUGCAGCCAUCCUUGCACAUACAUCAUAUCUUACUGAGUAACUGGCCAUCUGCUGCUUUGUGGAGCAGCCCUCUCUUUUCUCCGACUUUCCUCAGGUCUCAGUAUCCUUCUCAGGCUCCCAUUCUUUGAGUGCCUUUUGUGUAGCUGUGCCUACUGGCCUUCAGGUCCCACUAUUCUCUCUCACUGUUAAGGUUUUGUUCUACUGCGAUUCCCUGUGUACCUUUUUAAACUCAGUGGGUCAUUCAUCUGCAUCUGAGUAAUAGAAGCAAGAUCCCACAUCUUCAUGUGGAUGUCCAGGGUUUCCCUUGCCUGCAACAGCAGCAAUUUUGCUGCAAAUACAAUAUUGGGGAAGGUAUCAACCUCUCCUAAAGAUAGGGAAAAUUAAAUUCUUUGAAGUCCAUAAGCAAAAAUGGAUGUAAAGCUCCCACAGGACUGCCUUUUCUUUUCCCUAUACUCUGUUUUUCUAGCUCUUUUACUUAUCAUGGAGAGAGCUUUUUUGAAGUAAACAUCAGAAUUUUGUCAGAAUGUCUGAAGGGUAUGCAGUUUAGGGGGUGCAAACUUUCAGAGACCAGUAGGUCUAAAAAUGUGGCGGUAUGCUUAUCAGUUUAGUUUUCCUCACUAGCAAUAAUGGAAAAUCCCGUCUUUUCCAGUUUCACGUUCUCUUCUUCCUACAAUUGUAUUGUUUCCUUUCCAAAUUUCUUCAGUCAUUGCUGUCAGUUGGGUACAUUGCUCCUACAUAUAGUCAGGAAUGGAGCCAAAGAAGGAAGAACACAGAUCCUAUUUUCUACAGUUUUUCUCUUUUCUGUGGAAUUACAGACAUGGGAAAUUCUGGUUCCCUCUGAUUCCAAUGUCAUAGUUACUUAAUUUACACAGUGUCCCAGCCAAUUUUUCACAGUACUGCAUUGCACUCUGGCUUUUUUAAUUUUUUUUUUCGUAUAGACAAAUUUUGCUUUCUUUUUUUACUUCUUUCAUUUAUUUCUGGAAAAGAGACAUUAACGUCACCUUUUAAUAAAAAUAAUGAUUUUGACUCAUAAGGUAUGUCUUAAAAAAUCCACACUAAAAUGUUAUCAGUUAGAUCUCAUAUUUCCAUGGCAAACUUUUAUACAACAGAGAAACUAGCUUAGAAAGAAAAGUUUAUUCAUUAAUGCAUUGUUUCAAAAUUACUCAUGUGACAUGACACAGUUCCUUAUUUGAAGCUCAGAACUUCCCUGUAUCUGUUGGGUCUUAAAAAGGGUUUGUUAAUCCACUUCAGUGCAGAAGGGUUUUCUUGCAAGGCACUGAUUUGGUCUUCAGCAUCAUUUCGAGGUGAAGAGGAGAAGAGAUUGAAAUAUUUGACCAUGUCUGUCUACUUGACCCUGAUUUUCCUUCUCUCUAUUAGUACAUCUCUUCAAAUAUCUGGUAGUGGAAUAUUUUCAAUCUAUAAUGAAGACAGCAAGCUCUGUGCCCAAGCCCAGAACUCCAGCUCAGUCAUAACUACCACCUGUGAUGAGCACGAUGAGUUUCAGAAGUUCAGGUGGGUCUCUGCCACACAGCUGCUGAGCAUGGCACUCAAGCUGUGCCUGGGAGUGUUCUCGAAGGACGAUGAGGCUGCCAUCACCUUGGAAUCCUGUAACAGGACAAAUGAACUCCAGUGGUGGGAAUGUAGAAAUGAGACAGUUGCAAGCUAUGGCAAGGACUUAUUUCUCAACUAUGGCAAAGGGAAGGGGAAGAAAAUCAGGCUGUCCAAAGGAUCAGGCAAAGGAAGCAGGUGGAAAAUCUACGGAACUGCAGACAGCGUGUGCUCUCAGCGCUAUGAGGAUAUCUAUACACUGGCAGGAAACGCUUUUGGUGCACCUUGCGUGUUCCCUUUUAAGGUCAAGGAUAAAUGGUACGCUGAGUGCAUCCCUCUGAGUGAUGACGCAAGCUAUCUCUGGUGUGCAACUUCUUCAGAUUUUGAUAAGGACCACUUGUUUGGAUAUUGUCCAGAAAAAGACAUCACCCACAAUAAUCUUUGGAAAACAAAUCCUGUGACACAAACCCGCUAUCAGAUAAACUCGGAGUCACUUUUGACAUGGCACCAAGCAAGAAAAAGCUGCCAGCAGCAGAAUGCAGAAUUAUUAAGUAUCACAGACCUUCGUGAAGAAAUGUAUUUAUUAGGGCUCACUAGUGACCUGGGCGUCAAUGCAAAGCUCUGGACUGGUCUUUACAGUGCUCUUGACAGUGGCUGGCAGUGGACUGGGGGCACUCCUUUCAGAUACCUGAACUGGGCUCCAGGAAACCCCUCUGUGGAAUCUGGAAGAAUAUGUGGGACCUUCCAAGGUAGGAAUGGCAAAUGGGAAAACCAGGUGUGUGAUCGGAAACUGGGAUAUAUCUGCCAAAAGAGAAACAACUCCUUGUAUCCUUCCACUAUUGCCCCAGGUGACUUAAAGCCUUUUAAGUGCCCCAGGGAAUGGGUGCCCUAUGCAGGUCAUUGCUACAGAAUUUAUAGAACACCAAAAAUAUGGAAAGAAGCCCAGUCUUCCUGCAGAAAAGAAGAAGGAGAACUUGCAAGUAUUCAUAAUGUUGAAGAGUACAGUUUUACAGUGUCCCAGCUUGGGUACAAGUCAGAUGAUGAGCUGUGGAUUGGUCUCAAUGACUUCAGAGUUCAAAUGUAUUUUGAAUGGAGUGAUGGCACACCUGUGACUUAUACCAAAUGGCAUCACGGAGAGCCAACCCACACAUGGAAUAAGGCAGACUGCAUUCGUAUGAAGGGAGAGGAUGGAUCCUGGGCUGACAGUGCCUGUGAAAUGAAAUUUGGCUACAUCUGUAAAAGGAAACCCUUGGCUGAAGAAUCAGGGGAAACUGAGAUUAGUUACCCAGGCUGCCAGAAAGGCUGGAUGAAACACGGCUUUUACUGUUACUCCCUGGGGCAGUUACCAGCAACAUUUUCAGAUGCAAAAAAAAUCUGUGAAGAAAACAAAGGUUACCUUGCUACUGUGAGAGACAGAUAUGAACAAGCUUUUCUGACUUCCAUAACUGGAUUCAAUCCAGCAAAAUACUUCUGGAUUGGUCUUUCAGACGUGGAGGAGCAGGGGACAUUCAAGUGGGCCAGUGGGGAUCCAAUCACCUUCACUCACUGGAACGUGGGAAUGCCUGGAGGUGAGUCAGGCUGCGUGGCCAUGACAACAGGAACUUCAGCUGGAUUAUGGGAUAUUGUGAACUGUGAAGAAACAAACAUGUUUCUCUGCAAGCAGCUGGUGGAGGGAGUGACUCCCCCUCCUCCUCCUCCAACGAUGUCCCAUCUUCUGCUCUGCCCAGAGGGAUGGCAAUCCAUUCCUCAGAGCAGCUUCUGCUUCAAAAUUUUUCAGGGAGGAAGGGAGAAAAUGAAAACAUGGUUUGAUGCAAAAGAUUUUUGCAGAGCCAUCGGAGGAGAUCUGGCAUGUAUCCACAGUGAAGAAGAACAAAACCUGAUAAGUAGAUUAGAGAGAGAUUAUAUUCAUUUUUCAUACUGGAUGGGUUUAAGUGGCUUGGACUCUGACAGUGGAUUUACAUGGAGUGAUGGUUCACCAGUAAAUUUUGAAAAAUGGUCACAUGGAGAACCAAACAAUUACGAUGGAAAUGAAAAAUGUGGCGUGUUUAAUGGCUACCUCAAUAUGAACUGGAACGAUUUAUUUUGUGAACACAUGCUGGACUAUGUUUGUCAAAUUAAAAAAGGAGCGCCACUGAAACCAGAGCCUAAUUCUACAUUCCAUUAUCAAUAUGUUGUUGGUGAAGAUGGCUGGAUAACUUAUAAGGACAAGGAAUACUAUUUCAGCAGAGAAGGAAUGCCUAUGCAAAAAGCCAGAGACUUUUGCAAGAAGAAUGGUGGUGACCUUGCUGUCAUUGAGAGUGAAAGUGAAAGAACUUUUCUUUGGAGAUAUAUUUUCUAUAAAGACUGGGGAAAUAACUUCUAUAUUGGCUUAAGUGUGAGCCUUGACAAAACAUUCCGGUGGAUGGAUGGAACCCCAGUGAACUAUGUUGCCUGGGCUCCAAAUGAACCCAAUUUUGCAAAUAAUGAUGAGAACUGUGUGGUCAUGUAUACCCAUACAGGUACAUGGAAUGAUCUCAACUGUGGCAGUGUUGAGUUAUUCAUCUGUGAAAGGCUUAACAACACUGUUCGUCCAACUGUUGCUCCCACUUCACCACCACCAAGGGGUGGGUGCCUGGAUGACUGGCUUCUCUUUGAUAACAAGUGUUUUAAAGUAUUUGGCCUUAAUGAAAAUGACACAUUGACAUGGCAUGCUGCACGGAACAAUUGCAUUGAUUUUGGAGGAAACCUGGCUACUAUAUCAAAAAAAGAAGUGCAAGCUUUCCUCAUGUCCCUCUUAAAAGAAGCUGCUACUGAUGCUUGGAUUGGACUGAAUGACAUAAAUCAGGAGCACACGUACUUAUGGACAGACGGAAGUCCAGUAGACUAUACAAACUGGGCGAAAGGUUCCCGAAGUUAUUAUAGUAUGGAUGAUUGUGUCUUUAUGAUGAAGAACCCUAUUGAACAAGCAGGGAAAUGGAAAGAUGAAGGAUGUAAAACAAGCAAAAGUUACAUAUGCCAGAAAAAUUCUGACCCCAAAGUGCACAACUCCCAACCCACAGCUCCGGUGCUUGGCUUUCACAGCUAUGGUGAUGAUCGCUAUGCAGUCAUCAAGGAGAAAAUGAGCUGGGAAAAAGCAGAGAAGGAGUGCAGAGACCAGUCGGCAGAACUGGCCAGUGUCUUGGAUCCUUAUGCUGAAUCUUACGUGUGGUUACAAAUAGUAAAACUCGGGGAGCCUGUGUGGAUUGGCCUAAACAGCAACACAAAUGGUGGCCAAUACGUAUGGUCAGAUAGAAGGAGGAGCAGGUAUCUUAACUGGGCCAGUGGAGAACCAAAUAAAAACACAGCCUGUGUCUAUUUAGAUUUGGAUGGGUUUUGGAAGACAGCAUUUUGUAACGAAACAUUUUCAUCUCUCUGUAAACAAUCCAAUGAGUUGAUCCCUACUGAGCCACCACAGCUUCCUGGGAGGUGCCCUGAACCGAAGCGUGGUAGAUCUUGGAUUCCCUUCCGUGGUCAUUGCUACUAUGUUCACACCACUUCUGAGGAAAGCUGGCCUGAUGCUUCCAUGAUGUGUAUCCAAAUGGGUGCUUCCCUGGUUUCCAUAGAAGAUUCAGCUGAAAUGAACUUUCUCUUACUUUAUUUGUCUCCACUUGCAAGUGACUUCAGAAAGUUUUGGAUAGGAUUGUUCAAAAAUAUUGACGGAGAAUGGAUAUGGAUGGACAGAAGUGCGGUAGAAUAUGUCAACUGGGAGAAAGGAGAGCCUACAGUAGUUUUUGAUGAACACUGUGUUGAUAUGGAUGUCUCAAGUGGAACCUGGAGGACCUAUUACUGUUCUGUUGACCAGAAUUUUAUUUGUAAAAUCCCCAAAAUUGCUGAAGUUGAGCCAACCCAUGAUUCACCUUUCAAUAAUGCAUCAAAAAAAGAAGCUGCUGCUUCAUCGGCAAAUGGCUUAGGUGGGAUGAUUUUUAUACUGAUUUUCCUUCUGCUAGCUGGAACUGGCCUUACCUUGUAUUAUUUCUACAAAAAAAGACGUGGUCAACAAAUGUUUACAGCAAGUUUUGAAAAUGCCAUAUACCGUGGUGACUCUGGAACUCUUGAAUCAAAUUGUCUUGUGACCAAUAUUGAAGAAAAUGAGUAGGCAACAUUUUAAUAGGCUGGAUAACCUUGGGCCUGAUUUUGAAAAGAAUUAAAAUGCUAGCAUACAAGACUUCUUAAGGCAAAGCAAUUCUCUCCUAUGGAAAUUCUAGCUAAUUUUGCACAGGGUGCUUCUUGCUUUCUGUACUAGCAGGAACAAGCAAUCUUGCAAGGCAGAUCCAGAGAUCUGCUCACAAACUGUAGUACCUGGGAGGAUUGCUGAGCUUACACAUAGACCUGCAGCUGUAUUGUACAAGUGAACACUCAGGCAGCUCCAAUCUCUGCAUGGCUCCAGCAUCAUUUUUGGGCACAAGAACCGUGCUCAUCACAGACAAUUUGAGAAUAUGCUCCUUAGCAUGCUCCAAAAAGUAUAUCCAGAUAUCCUGAAAAUGCCUCCUCGAUCUCCAGUGGAGACUGGCAGAAUUGCACAGGUUGGACUAAUCUCCAAGCUCAGCUGGGGCAGAUCCCUGUUUGAAGCAGGACCAGCUCCCUGGCUCAGCCAGGCAGUCUGCUCCAGUGCUGUGGAUCCAUAUCUUCUUUUUGCUAAUGAGGUACCACAGAAACCCUUUGUCUUGCCCAUUAUAUCUCAAUUAACAUAAUUUGCUCCUCUGUAUAUGACUCAUAGAAAGGCAAAUGGAAAUUGUAUUUCUUCUGCUAUAAUUCUGUAACAUACACAAUGAAAGAUCAACUAUUAUAAGAGGUUGGAAUGUAUUGUGAAUAGUAAUGCUUUAUCAUUUAAACAGUCAAAUAGGGAUCUCAAAGGAUGUUGUAAAAGGGUAGAAAUAGGCAGGAGAAAUUAUGCUUAAUUCACACCUGAAAAAGAGAAAAAAUAUAUUCGUGAUAUCUCCAAUACCAGUGAGGAUUUAAUUCCUUUUUAGGCCAUUUUUUCAAAGCAUAAUGAAACUUACCAUUAGAAAGUCUUUUCUAAUUUCUAAUCAAAUUCUCCCUGUCCAAGUCUGUUUUAAAUCUUUAAGUAUCAUUCCAGACUUCCAUCAUGAUGGAACUGAUGGCAUUAUAUGUCCUACUUGUCUACUGGUAUAUUCUCUGACUUCAGAGACCCUGAAAAUAGGCUUACAUAGAGGUUGGGGUUUUUAACUUUGCCUGUAUUUUAUGGCAAAUGUAAACAACAAAAUGACUCAAAACUCUUAGUCUAGGGGAUGCCCUUAUUUAAUUUGAUACUUUUUGAUAUUUUAAUCUUUUGACAGAUUUUAAUUGUGUUUAAGUUAAAAUGUUUUGUGUAUGUAUGAAAUACAUGUAAAUAAGUUUUUAUUCUAUGUUGGUUCGCUAAAUGGGAAUUAAAAGGCUGAUUCUAAGUAAAAGUGUAUCUGUCUUAAACAGAAGAAUUUAUCAUAACAAUAAAAACAGGAAGGACUUAAAUUUUCAUACACAAAUGAACAUCUCUUUUUCCUAGUCUAGUGUGUUCUAAAAUGGUCUUUACCAACCUGAAACUGUGUGUCUCACUGCUUCUUUAUCCCUAAUAUUUGAAAAUUUACCCUAAUAAAUGUCUAUUGAAAGUGUUGGAAUUUAA